UCAUGCAUACAAUUAAAAUAUCCUCUGUUAUUGUACAAGCGUCUUCACUCUCUAUGAUAUGCAUAAGUAAUGUGUUUAUAUAGUAUUAAUAAUUACCGAAAAAAUACGAUCCAGUAGUCUGGCUGGUAAAAGAACCUGCAGUCCAUGACACAAGAAACGAGAAAGUUUGGAAACUCAGUGUCAAUMGCUAUCUAGUAUCCCUGGUCUGUGCAUACUGUAGGAGGCAUCAUGGAGAUACUUCCAARAUCAUUAACAAAGAAAUUGCUUCGUCCCAAGGAAUCAAUAUCGACUAGCAAUGAAGACAAGAAAAMAAGUUCUCUCUCCGGCCAUUCCUCCAAGUCUAGUCGUAAAUCAUCGGCAAUUAACACUUUCAUAAAACAUUUGAAGAAAUAUWUCUUAAAGCUAAAAUCUUGUGGAAGAUUUCCUUAUCAAAAAGACAAUGUAGGAAACUGGUUUACACAGGAAAUUCCACUACCCCAAGAUACGUCUAAACAGAGGCACAUUAAUGUUUUAAAUUCCACUAAAGGAAGGCCUGGAACUGACGUAAGUCAAUAUCCUCCUAUAAAUGGAACUGACUUUAUCACAAAUGYACAAGAAAGUGAUGAUUAUCUAGUUCUGUACCAUGGCACUAAUCACAAAUUUGCGAAAGACAUCAUCGAAAGUGGAAUUCGACUCGACAAACUCGACCCUCAAAGACGACAAGAUUUUAGCUGUGGCAGUGGAUUUUAUUUGACGCGCCAAUUCAGAUCCCAGACAGGUAACACGGGAGCUGUAAAUUGGGCAUUCCAUCKUUGGAAUACAUCACACAAUCAGGCAGUUUUGAUUUUUAAGGUUCCAAAUUCUGAAUUUGAUAAGUAUCGCAAAAAGUCAAAGGAGUUAGUAAAGGAUGAAAAUGAACUGUUGAAAUUUGCGCAAGACUUUAGAAAGUGUUCCAGUAAGGAUGGAGUCUCCAAGCGCACUCAGGAAAGAAAAUUAGAGAACUAUCCAUGCUUGGAAGGGCCAUGGGUGGGWGGCCCGAGUAAGUGCCACGUUGAUAAAUUAAUUGAAGGAACCUACCAAUUUUGUUUGCAUAGCGAAAGACUUGCAGAACUCUUCAAUCAAUGGCUCCACACAGCCAUAUUUUUUAAUAAGUCUUAAAGUACAUGAUAAUUGUGAGUCGAAAGAAAAAAAUAUACAAUAAAAUAAAGAGAAAAUAAAAGAAUAAUAAAACUUAAUAAAAUUUUCAAAUUUUCAUACUUUAUGCAUUGUGACACCUUAGUCGUAAAUACGUACCACUAAUUUAGUGAUGCAUGCCUUCUCAGAAGGGUUUGAUUAGUAGUAUUAUCCGAACGUUCAAUUGGAUAAAAAGCGGCRAAAUUGAUGAUUACAAAGAGGGAGAGGKUACCAUGGGUCAGUGAUAAAGUCCGCGCGUCGCUUUGAYUUAUCAAUUAAAAGAAACUAGUARAUUCCUUAGAAUAAUGAUUGAUUUUUAGAAUAUAUGUCUUUGGUUUCUGCGUAAUUGAACAACAUACUUAACGAGAUACUGAUGCGAGUUGCUCACCGGCGGUACCGUAAGAUUUAGUGAGACAUCUUUA
Exaiptasia diaphana is the source of this 1574-nucleotide messenger RNA. RefSeq lists its product as uncharacterized. The transcript has a single exon. NCBI's taxonomy places the organism in Eukaryota, Metazoa, Cnidaria, Anthozoa, Actiniaria, Aiptasiidae. The record is from RefSeq and is a predicted model, not a curated record. The coding region runs from base 229 to 1137 and encodes 302 amino acids.